AUGGCAUUACUAUUAACAUUAAUUUAUCUAACAAUUUUCCUUCAUGGAUCUUAUUCGGCGGAAAAUAUUAUUCAUGGUAAAGUUCUUCAUACUGGUAUAGGAAAAUUAACUCCCGGUGCAAAAUUAGAAGUUGCAAUAAAAGAUACAAGUUUACAAGAUACGGCCGCAAAACUUCUUUCAAAUAUAACAAUUGAUGUACACAAAUUUCCAACAUCAUUUUUUGUCAAAUAUAAUCCUACUCAAGUUAAACAGGGACAUACCUAUACCGUAUCAGCAACUAUUAAAGAUAGAAAUCAGAAAUUAUUAUUUUUAAAUGAUGUUAGAAUACCAGUAACAUUAACUGGAUUUAAUCCAACAAAAAACAUUGAUAUACCAGUUAUUCAAGUUGGAGGUAACUCACAAUCUUCUGGUGUUAAACCGGGCGUUGUACCCACAAAAUCAGGAUGUCCUCCAGUAAAAAAUUGUAAAAAGAAAUGUGCGUAUGGUUUUGAAAAAAAAAAUGAAUGUGAUAUAUGUAAAUGUCAUGAUCCAUGUAAUCCGGGUGGUAAAUCUCGACUAUGUGGUGCUGGUAAAAAGUGUGUCAUCGAUAAAUCUUCCGUAUUUGGUGGAGCUACAAAAUUUUUAGCACAUUGUGAAGAACCCAAAUCAUUUGGAAAUGACAAAAAUACAAAAGCUAUUUGUAAAGAACCAAAAGUAACUGGAAUAUGUCGUGCUGCUAUGCCACGUUUCUUUUAUAAUCCAAGCACUAGAACUUGUGAACAAUUUACAUAUGGCGGUUGUGGUGGAAAUAAAAAUAAUUUUACAACAAGAAAACUAUGUGAAGAUACGUGCAAAGCAUAG
This is a messenger RNA of Didymodactylos carnosus, 840 nucleotides long. Lineage: Eukaryota; Metazoa; Rotifera; Eurotatoria; Philodinida; Philodinidae. The record is from the annotation of a GenBank genome assembly.